UAAAGUUUAUUUUUUUAUGUUUACUGUUUGUGAAUUUCGUCAACUGCGAUGACAGCGAGGAGUCUCCAAAAUCAACGGGUUUAUCAGUUUUUCACAAUGAUACGAAACAACUACUUGAGCUGUGCUUUCCUGAUAAAUUGAACCCUGUGGUUAUAACUGUUGACUUGAUUGACAUCAUGUUCGAAAUUUCAAUGAACGAAAAGGUCAACGCGUCGAUUGUAACAAUCGAUUAUGAUUUCAAGUCAACUGCGAUGAAAUGGUUCUAUCCAAAUCAUCCUUCGUACAUUCUAUCAGCAGAGUCUGAUAGAAAACUAAAAGCUCUUCUUCACGAAAUAAAAUCGUCGAUUAUUUGGAACGUCGAGUCAUUGGUUUUCGUUGUUGAUGAAAAUUGUGGAAACGCAAUGAAAGUACUGAGGAUGGUGUGGGACAAUGAAGCCCUUGGAUCAUUUUACGUUUGUCGAGAUCAAGUCAACAAAAAUACGAUGGUGUAUACAUUUAACCCCUACACUGAUAGAGCACCGAAACCCUGGAAAAGAGUUAAGAAGAAAACGAGUGAUAAUCGAUGGACAUUGUAUAAGCAGACAUUUAAAAACGAUUCAGAAUCGUGUCAAAGUUAUCAUUUUGACAAAACCAGAAUUCUGGACGGUUUUCCAGUAAAAGGUUAUGCACCUUAUUCACUCCGUGAUGUUUCAUCAAAUGAACUCGAUUUUACCGGAAAGCCACGAUUCGUUUUUGAAAAGAUAUUUUCAAUGUUGAAUGUCACACCGGUGAUGCACUACCAUUGGCCUCAUGAAGUUUUACACUCUAACGGAACUAAAAAAUUAUUUAAUAAUAAUAUUUACGAUGUAUGGUUCGAUUUAAAACCACUCGAUAUACUUUAUUACGAAUAUCUCGAUGUUAUUCCUCUAUACUCGGAAGACGGCUUCACGAUAGUAACAAACUCACGUUCUACUCCAAUCCUUGACGAAAUUGUCGACAGUAUGUUCAGUUAUCAAAGUAUGACACUCUCAAUUAUUAUUCUAACUAGCAUUUAUGCACUUAUCUUAGUCAAUAAUAAGUUCAAUUUUGUCGAAACCUUUUUCGAUAUCGUUUUGUUGGUACUGAAUAUGGGGAUGGCGACACGCAUUGAGCGUUUAUUUAUGCGUAUCACUUUUUUAUCUGCAUCUUUAUUCAUAUUGAUGUUUAAUCCAGCAUUAGAGGGUCAACUCAUGGCGUUGCUUGCAAAACCGAGUUACCGUAGAGUUGAAAAAUUGAAUGAUUUACAUUCACAUAAGUAUAAAAUAUUUUUCGACGAUAGUAUCCGUGAUUAUAUAUUCGACACAGAAAUAUGGUCAAGUGAUACUGAUAAGGAAUACUUGCAUGAAUCAUAUAUAAAUGGUUAUGAUAAAUGCUACUAUUACAUUAUGAGAGAUUAUGCAGGUUCGGUAGAAUUUGGAAUGUCAGAGUCGAUUAAGGUAAUUGAUCCCGUUCCGAUAAAUUAUUCACUUCCAGUAAAUGUUUCUCAUCUGAUUAAUGAUUCGCGCCCGAUUAAUAUGUCAAGUCCGUUAAAGUCUCCAAAUUUGGAAUAUUAUGAAUCAAUCACAAAAGAUUCUUUAGCAGCUUGUAUAUUUGCUUAUAAGUUUCAAUUAUCUGAAAAACGUUCGCAAAAAUUAGAAACGAAACGUACUAAACUACGGCGAAAAUUAGCAUUGAUCAAUAAACAAACUGCCGUUGCUGAAACACGGGUUUAA
Molecule: messenger RNA, 1730 nt
Organism: Microplitis mediator
Lineage: Eukaryota; Metazoa; Arthropoda; Insecta; Hymenoptera; Braconidae
Exons: 4
Coding region: 177-1730 (517 amino acids)
Source: RefSeq, a predicted model, not a curated record